GUAGACCGGGAGUUUCAAACUCGGUGGGUUUGUUUCGGGGAGCAGACAUCUCAAGGAAGUACUAUGUCUGGUGUGAAAGCUGCAAGGCCAAUUCUGUCUAGAAAUCAUGCAGAAGCUCGAAGGCGAGUCAUUAGUUUAUAUCGUGCCUGUAGCGUAGAUCUUACAGUGCCUGUUUUGUAUGCAAGAUUAAGGGAAGAGUUCCGUAAAAAUAAGGAUAUUAAAGAUUUACGUAUAAUUGACUUGUUAAUUCACAGAUGGCAAAAUGAACUAAUUGAAGUGGCGCGUUUGUGGAAGUCUGAUACGCAUGUGAUGGAUUUCUUUAGAGAAGAUCAUCUCCCAGAAAAGCCGAAAGAUUUCUUGGACAAAUUUCUAUCUGGAAAGCAGUAA
Messenger RNA from Schistosoma intercalatum, 387 nucleotides. The record is from the annotation of a GenBank genome assembly. Lineage: Eukaryota; Metazoa; Platyhelminthes; Trematoda; Strigeidida; Schistosomatidae.